Messenger RNA from Penicillium longicatenatum, 792 nucleotides. RefSeq lists its product as uncharacterized. The coding region runs from base 1 to 792 and encodes 263 amino acids. The transcript has 2 exons. The record is from RefSeq and is a predicted model, not a curated record. Lineage: Eukaryota; Fungi; Ascomycota; Eurotiomycetes; Eurotiales; Aspergillaceae.
AUGCUCUUUGCCUGGUUUGUUGGAGCUUUGGCUAGCGGUCUCAUGGUCUGCGAGCCACUGUCAAAGUUCUGGGUUCACACUACUCCUGGACACUGUCUUCCCACAAUCACUUAUUUUCGGGCCAUUGCCGGUACCAAUCUUGCGACCGACGUUUUACUACUGGUACUUCCCAUUCCGAUCGUCUGGGGUCUUCAUCGACCGACUAGUGAGAGACUUGCUCUAAUCGCAGUGUUUGCGCUCGGGGCCUUUGUCACGGUCGUGAGUGUGAUCCGAAUCGCGCUUUUAACAUCCCCGGAUGAUCCAGAUCCACUAUGUGAGUCUCGGAACGAAACACAUUCCAUCCCUAUCUACCCACGCCUUGUUAUCACCACUUACACGGAUUUCCACUUAGGGGCAAACACUCAAGGGACUGUCUGGACUUCGGUCGAAACUAGCAUUGGAGUCGUCUGUAUUAAUCUCCCCACCAUGUCCCCCAUAUUCCGUCGAUAUAUCCUACGUCGUGAGGUCAGCUCCGCGAAUUCCAAGCCGAGGAGUCUCCCCUUGUCGUACCCUCCCAGCAGCAAAAAGCCCAGUGUUAAUCGACGCCGUGGCUCAACUUCAAGUACUGAAGGCCUUGAAACCAAAUGGUCAAUUUCAGAUAAUGAUCAUUCGGACAUGGUCAUGACAACAGGUUUGACAGUGACUGGGCAUGAAGAAGAGGGAAUUGAGAUGGACAAGUUAAAGAGACACUCGUCCAAAUCAGUAUGCCACGACUGUGAAGAUCGUGAAAGAGAUCCAAAGUUAGGCCAUUGA